This is a messenger RNA of Myotis davidii, 3549 nucleotides long. RefSeq names its product chondroitin polymerizing factor 2 (gene CHPF2). The coding region runs from base 1089 to 3422 and encodes 777 amino acids. NCBI's taxonomy places the organism in Eukaryota, Metazoa, Chordata, Mammalia, Chiroptera, Vespertilionidae. Gene Ontology annotation, cellular component: Golgi cisterna membrane. The record is from RefSeq and is a predicted model, not a curated record. Gene Ontology annotation, molecular function: glucuronosyl-N-acetylgalactosaminyl-proteoglycan 4-beta-N-acetylgalactosaminyltransferase activity. The transcript is spliced from 4 exons.
UUCCCCCCGGGCCUGCUGCCGGGCCUCCCCCUGCGGCCCCGCGGGAGCCCCGGGCACGGGGUCCUUGCCCUCCUCUCAGUCCCUCGCCCUCGGCAGCUCCGUGACGCAGCCGGUUUUGUUCGUUUGGAGACGAACAGCUAACAGUCGCCUUGAGCCUUCUUUCCAGGACUGGGAUGGGUCCGUGAUCGCAGAGGGAGCACCGCGGCCGGCCUGUCCAGAAGCCGCGUGGCCUCGAGCCGCUCCUCGGCCUCUCGGUUCGGUUUGGUGUGGGAACCUUGGGACGACCGGACAGCGAGGGGCUCUGACACCGCCCUCCGCAGCUACUGCCAGUUGCCUCCUGUCCUCCCGGAGAGGGAGGUGGCAGCACCCGCCUCUGAGCGUCUGGGCUUGGGGAAGGAGGUGCUGCAAAAUGGCCCCGGCAGCCACCGUGCUCCUCUGAGUGCUGGGGGCUGGGGCUCGCUCUCUGCCCCUCGUUUGGGUGGGCAGAGCUUCCGUGUGCCAUGCCAGUGGCUCUCGCCCCGUCCUGAGCGGGCGGAGGGUCCCUCCCGCCCGUGUUUCCUUGGCACUCGGGAGUGGAGUAGGAAGAGGCCCUGAUCCCUUUCAGCAGCCCGAGUGAGGCCGCCAGGCCAGGCUCCGGGGCAGGGUUGGGGGCAGCGCCUCGGGGGGCGCCCUGUUCCGAUGCAGCAGGUGCUUUCUCCUGCCCCUUCUACAGCAGCUGCUGCUGGCUCCUGACUUGGUCUACAGAUGUGCGUGGGCCUUUUGGAUUCCGUUUAGCAGGAGUGAGUGUUGUUGCCUCCCUUUUCUACAGGAAGACAGGCCAUAAGCCCUUAGUGGGCGAAUUGGAGUCUAAUAUUUAUUACUGUCUGGACUGAGGGUUAGAUCUGGCACUUUGAUAACUGGAGACCAGCCAGACAGGAUUGUGAAGACGGGACCGUCCAGCUUACUGGGGAUGCUGGGCCUGGACGCAAACACGCCUUGUUCUGCUGCUGAGCUCAUGGGCCCCAGGUUCCCUGGUUAAAACUGCAUGCCCACCACUGACCUGGCACCCAUCAACCCACUGAGUGAUCCUUGGCUGUGCCCUCCGGAGCAUGCGCACAGCAGGGCCUACCACCAUGCGACUGAGCUCCCUGUUGGCUCUUCUGCGACCAGCGCUGCCCCUCAUCCUGGGGCUGUCUCUGGGAUGCAGCCUGAGCCUCUUGCGGGUUUCCUGGAUCCAGGGUGAGGGAGAAGAUCCCUGUGUAGAGGCUGUGGGGGAACCAGGAGGCCUGCGGAAUCCUGAUUCAAGAAUUGGGCUUGACCAAAGUGAUGAAGAGUUCAAACCCCGGAUUGUCCCCUACUAUAGGGAUCCCAACAAGCCUUACAAGAAGGUGCUGAGGACUCGGUACAUCCAGACAGAGCUGGGCUCUCGGGAGCGGUUGCUGGUGGCUGUCCUGACUUCCCGGGCCACGCUGUCCACUUUGGCCGUGGCUGUGAACCGCACAGUGGCCCACCACUUCCCGCGGUUGCUCUACUUCACUGGGCAGCGGGGGGCCCGGGCUCCAGCAGGGAUGCAGGUGGUAUCUCAUGGGGACGAGCGACCGGCCUGGCUCAUGUCAGAGACCCUGCGCCAUCUCCACACACACUUUGGGGCCGACUACGACUGGUUCUUCAUCAUGCAGGAUGACACGUAUGUGCAGGCCCCCCGCCUGGCAGCCCUUGCUGGUCACCUCAGCAUCAACCAAGACCUGUAUUUGGGCCGGGCGGAGGAGUUCAUUGGCGCCGGCGAGCAGGCCCGGUACUGCCAUGGGGGCUUUGGCUACCUGUUGUCUCGGAGUCUCCUGCUUCGAUUGCGGCCACAUCUGGAUGGCUGCCGAGGGGACAUUCUCAGUGCCCGUCCUGACGAGUGGCUUGGCCGCUGCCUCAUCGACUCACUGGGUAUCGGCUGUGUCUCACAGCACCAGGGGCAGCAGUAUCGCUCAUUUGAACUGGCCAAAAAUAGAGACCCGGAGAAGGAGGGGAGCUCGGCUUUCCUGAGUGCCUUUGCCGUGCACCCUGUAUCGGAGGGGACCCUCAUGUACCGGCUCCACAAGCGCUUCAGCACCCUGGAGCUGGAGCAGACGUACAGCGAAAUAGAGCAACUGCAGGCUCAGAUCCGGAACCUGACCGUGCUGACCCCCGAGGGGGAGGCAGGGCUGAGCUGGCCUGUGGGGCUCCCGGCCCCGUUCACACCACGUUCUCGAUUUGAGGUGCUGGGCUGGGACUACUUCACAGAACAGCACACCUUCUCCUGUGCAGAUGGGGCGCCCAAGUGCCCACUGCAAGGGGCGAGCCGGGCGGACGUGGGCGAUGCUGUGGAGACGGCUCUGGAGCAGCUGAAUCGGCGCUAUCAGCCCCGGCUGCGAUUCCAGAAGCAGCGGUUGCUCAAUGGCUACCGGCGCUUUGACCCAGCGCGGGGCAUGGAGUACACCCUGGACCUACUGCUGGAAGCUGUGACGCAGCGUGGGCACCGGCGGGCUCUGGCCCGCAGGGUCAGCCUGCUUCGGCCGCUGAGUCGAGUGGAAAUCCUGCCUAUGCCCUAUGUCACAGAGGCCACCCGUGUGCAGCUGGUGCUGCCGCUCCUGGUGGCGGAAGCUGCUUUGGCCCCUGCUUUCCUCGAGGCCUUUGCGGCCAGCGUUCUGGAGCCACGAGAGCAUGUGUUGCUCACCCUCCUGCUGGUCUAUGGGCCACAGGAAGGUGGCCGAGGGGCCCUGGACCCGUUUCUCGGGGUGAAGGCUGCAGUGGCCGAGCUGGAGCGACGGUACCCUGGGACAAGGCUGGCCUGGCUCGCAGUGCGGGCGGAGGCCCCUUCCCAGGUACGGCUCAUGGACGUGGUGUCCAAGAAGCACCCGGUGGACACGCUUUUCUUCCUCACCACUGUGUGGACCCGGCCGGGACCAGAGGUGCUCAACCGCUGCCGCAUGAAUGCCAUCUCUGGCUGGCAGGCCUUCUUCCCCGUCCAUUUCCAGGAGUUCCACCCCGCCCUGGCACCACAGAAGUCUCCCCCGGGGGCUGGCCCUGACCCCCCAUCCCCUCCUGGUGCUGACCCUGCCCGGGGGGCUCCCGGAGGAGGCCGGUUUGACCGCCAGGCCUCCGCGGAGGGCUGCUUCUACAAUGCCGACUACCUGGCUGCCCGCGCGCGGCUGGCUGCUGAACUGGCAGGCCAGGAAGAGGAGGAAGCCCUGGAGGGGCUGGAGGUGAUGGAUGUGUUCCUCCGGUUCUCAGGGCUCCACCUCUUCCGAGCCGUGGAGCCAGGGCUGGUGCAGAAGUUCUCCCUGCGGGACUGCAGCCCUCGGCUCAGUGAGGAACUCUAUCACCGCUGCCGCCUGAGCAACCUGGAGGGGCUGGCUGGCCGGGCCCAGCUGGCCAUGGCCCUGUUCGAGCAAGAGCAGGGCAACAGCACCUAGCCUCGGCCUGCCAGGUGGUUCCCCUUUCUGCCUCAGCCCCAGGCGGGCAAGGCAAGAUGGAUGGAGAGCUUGUGGCUGUAUUUUUUUUUUAAAUAAGAAAAUGUGAUUAAAAGUGUCUUCUGCCAAA